UUCAUGUUUCUCAGAUGGGGGCUGCAGAGAGUUUGGUGAAGCGUGAUAUGCAAGUGUACGUCAAAGUUCUAUCUGGUGGUGCUAAGUAUAGUCUUUCCAUGAAGGAUGUUGAUCAGAACACGGGUAGAGUCUUGAACAAGCCGAGGAGGAGUAAUCCAUCUUUUAGAACAAAGGAUACCAUCCGGAUUCUUGAGGAGGAGCGUCCUUCACGUAGGAGGCCACUGAAGAAGAAGAUGAGCUCCCCUGAGAGAUGGGAAGCGAAGCAGAUGAUUGCUUCUGGUGCUCUUAAAGCCACUGACUUUCCUGAGUAUGAUGAGGAGGAUGGAGAUGGGAUGUUUUAUCAGGAGGAAGAAGAGCUCGAGAUUGAGAUGAACGAAGAAGAACCUGCUUUCUUACAAGGGCACUCUGCUGACAUGUCUCCUGUCAAGAUCUUCAGAAAUCCACAAGGCUCCUUGAGUCGUGCUGCUGCACUUCAGUCUGCGCUCACCAAGGAGAAGAGAGAAAUGAGGGAUCAGCAGCAAAGAACAAUGCUUGACUCUAUCCCCAAGGAUCUGAAUCGUCCUUGGGAAGAUCCUAUGCCUGAAACUGGUGAAAGGCAUCUUGCACAGGAGCUUAGAGGUGUUGGAUUAUCCGCUUAUGACAUGCCUGAGUGGAAGAAGGAUGCUUUCGGGAAUACUCCAACUCUUGGACAAAGAUCAAAGCUUUCUAUCCAGGAGCAGAGGGAGAGCCUUCCUAUAUACAAGCUGAAAACGGAGCUGAUACAGGCUGUGCAUGAUAAUCAAGUGUUGGUGGUCAUUGGUGAAACUGGUUCAGGUAAGACGACACAGGUGACUCAGUAUCUUGCCGAAGCAGGUUACACUACCAAAGGAAAGAUUGGGUGUACGCAGCCUCGUAGGGUCGCGGCAACGCAGAGAGCUGGGCGUGCUGGUCGUACUGGUCCUGGGAAAUGUUACCGUCUCUACACGAAGAGCGCAUACUGUAAUGAGAUGCCUCCUACAUCAAUCCCUGAAAUCCAGAGGAGUAACCUAGGAACGACAACCCUUACCAUGAAAGCAAUGGGUAUCAAUGACCUGUUGUCGUUUGACUUCAUGGAUCCACCCCAACCGCAAGCCUUGAUCUCUGCUAUGGAACAGUUGUACAGCCUGGGAGCUUUGGAUGAGGAAGGACUGUUGACAAACCUAGGUAGAAAAAUGGCUGAGUUUCCUCUCGAACCACCUCUCUCUAAGAUGUUGCUAGCGAGUGUGGAUCUUGGGUGCAGCGAUGAGAUUUUGACGAUGAUUGCUAUGAUCCAGACGGACAACGUAUUUUAUAGACCAAGAGAGAAGCAAGCUCAAGCAGACCAGAAGAGGGCAAAGUUUUUCCAGCCUGAAGGUGAUCACUUCACAUUGCUAGCUGUGUAUGAAGCUUGGAAGGCUAAGAACUUCUCAGGCCCAUGGUGUUCUGAGAACUUCAUACAGUCACGAUCGUUACGACGUGCUCAAGACGUGAGGAAACAGCUUCUCAGCAUUAUGGACAAACAUAAACUAGACGUGGUGAGCGCGGGGAAGAACUUCACGAAGAUAAGGAAAGCAAUCACAGCAGGAUUCUUCUUCCAUGGAGCAAGAAAAGAUCCGCAGGAAGGUUACAGGACGCUAGUGGAGAACCAACCGGUUUACAUACACCCGGGCAGUGCAUUGUUCCAAAGACAACCAGAUUGGGUGAUAUAUCAUGAUCUUGUGAUGACGACCAAGGAGUACAUGAGACAAGUGACCGUGAUUGACCCAAGGUGGCUUGUGGAGCUAGCUCCAAGGUUUUUCAAAGUGGCUGAUCCAACCCAUAUGAGCAAGCGUAAGCGCCAGGAACGCAUAGAGCCUCUGUAUGAUCGUUAUCACGAGCCUAACUCAUGGCGUCUUAGCAAAAGACGUGGUUGAGAGAGAUUUCAAGUUUUAUUCUUCCUUUUGUUUGUCACCCAAAUCCUCAAAUGUUUUUUUUUUCACCUUUCUUUUAUAUAUUCAAAGCUAAAAAAACUAACAGUAUGAUGGAUGAGUAAGAGAUUGCAACUGCAUCAUGUUUUUCUUUUGACAUGUAUGUGAUUUUGGAAGCCAUUUGAUCAUAUUUAUCACGAGAACUACCACGAGUAAUACAAAAUUAUAUGCCUGUGUAGAAUGUCUGCUCAGGUGUUUCAGAUGUUCAAAAAAAAAAGAUCCUCAGUGACAAAAUUAUAUGCACAUUUUGACCACAAAAAAAAAAUGACCAAGCCAAGCUGGAAAACCAGAAGCUAUAUAAGAUUGAAAAAGAUCCUCAGUGACACUGUUAGCAAUUAGGAAAGACCUUUCGAGAGCAAUGCCUGAGGCAUACAACACACGCCAAUUCAAAAAAUCUUGAAAUAUCGGAAUAAGCUUCGAAUAGAAGAACUUGAGAGAAGGCCAAGCUGAUGGCUUUGCGAUAGCUUUGAUAAGAUCAUUAUCUUACGUAAAUAUGAAAUUAUAAUUUAUGUUCUAUUUAAAUAUCUAGAAAUAGAAUGUAGUGAGUUGCACGUUUUUAAAAAAUUAAUCUUAAUUAUUCUAUAAUGAAGAUAUCUUAUAUUUAAAAUAUAAUUUUAAAGAAAAAUAAUAAUAUAUAUAGUAUAACAUAUGAUAGAAAAGUAAAAAUGAAAAAAUAAAAUAAAAUAACGAUUGCUGAUGAAAUAUUUUAUUGUAGAAUAAUAGUUGAGCCAAACUUAUACAAAGAACAUUUAUUUUUUUCAUUUUUCAAGCAUAUACUAUAGUAUAGUUUAGAUGAAAAUAGUUUUUCUGUUCGACAAUAGAUGAAAACAUUUUUUUGGAUGGUAAAAAAUAUUUUAUUAUUUAUAUUCGAAGUAGUCUGGGUAAUUAGUCCUGAAUAAAAUAAUCAGCAAAAUAAAUAUUUCUAUCGAAGGAUUUGGCUGUUUUAAUAUAACACUAGAUUUUGACCCGCGCUUUGAAAGCGCGGAAUUUUUCUUUUCGGUUCUAAUUCGAUUGUUGUUUUAAGUUUUUAGGUUAAAGAGAUAAAACUGUUUGAUUAUGUAUAGAUUUGGCUCAAAUUAUUUGACCUGAUUAGUUUUUGAUAUUUGGUACAUUGAUUCUGUUCUUGGUUUAGUUCUAAUUUAGUUUAAUUUUUCAUGUUCUACAAAUAUAUAAAUCAAAGCGCAGGAUUUUUUUUGUCAUAAUUUUUUUUAGAUUAAAAAGAUAUAAAAACCAUUCGAUUAUGUAUAGAUUUGGCUCAAAUUAUUUGACGUGAUUAGUUUUUGAUAUUUGGUACAUUGAUUCGGUUUUGGUUUAGUUAUAAUUUAGUUCAAUUUUUCAUGUUCUAUAAAUAUAUAAUUCAUUCCGAUUUAUAUGAACAUUUUCUUCUUCUUUACUUUUGUAUUUUGAGUUUGGUAUGUUUUAGUUUGAUUCGAUUUAUAUGUGGAGGUUUAAAUUUAUUUAAAAAAACUUGUCUUGCAUUUGACUCAUAACCAGUGUUUUUGAAACCCGACCCGGAUCUGCCGCGAUUGAACCGGUAAACCCGGUGACCCAGAAAAAGUCUGGUUUGGGUUUUGUGAAAAAUUAAUAUUUAGAAACCCGCAAAAAUCCAGUAAAACCUAGAACUCGAUACCGGUUGAACCACCAGGUGAACCAAUAAAUAACUUUUUUUUUUUUUAGUUUUAAAUUAUGUUUUUAGAUUAUGUUUUAUAUUUUCAGUUUCCAAUUAAGAAGUUAGGUGCUGACAAAAAAAAAGAAGUUAGGUUUUCCCUUUUCAGUUUUAUAUUUGUGAUUUUUAGAUUUUGAUGAAGAUUUCACUAUAGCACCUGUAGAAAAUGAAAUGAAAGAUGGUAGAAAGAACCAAAAUUAGUUGAUGUGAUUUGGUGUUAGUUUAUUUCCGUUAUUGACAAUUAUUACAAUGAUUUUUUACUUUUGGUUUAUUUUGUAUUUGAAGUUUAAUUUAUUAUUUACAUUAGACAUUUAAAUAUUUAUAAAUUUUAUGUCUUGAUAUUUUAAAGAUAUCAUAACUCUUACCUUGUUAGAGAAAAUUUUAAAUAGUCUAAACUAUUUUUUUGAUAUUUUGUAUGUCAAUUGAAAAUAAAAAAAUAUAAAAACUAAAGUUAAGUAUUUUCUAAAUGUUUUUAAACAUAAAAUAUAUACAUAUCCAAACUAUUAUUUUAUGUUUUCAAAAACAUUUAGAAAAUAUUAAACUUUAGUUUCUAUAUUUUGUUUUACAUAGUUGAUAUAUUAUUAUAUAAUAAAAUUAAUUUAUUUAUUAACUCACGGUUCACCCGCGGUCGACCCGGUGACCCAGCAAUCCGGUAAGUCAUCCGGUUCAGUGUCCGGGUUGGGUUUUAAAACAUUUCUCAUAACUGAUUUUAAAAUAUUUUUAAUGAUAAAUUUUAUAACAAAUUAUAAAUUUAAUGCUUAAAGUUUAAAUAUAAGUAAAAAUUUUGCUACAUGAAUGUUUAAUUUGGAACAAAAAAAUAAAUGCAAAGUCUUCUACUUUAUUACAUUUAAUUCUGAAAAACGCUGAUCAUAUUUAUUUCAAAAACAUUCUGCAUACAUUGGCCAAGGUAUUAAAGACUUUUAAAAAAAUGUUUCAAAAAGAAAAGUCCGUCGUUAAUACAAAAGUUUUCAAUUUUAUGUCAAAUACUAACCGAAUACUUCCGGCAAUCAAGUUUAUUUGCGGUUUUGAUUUAGUGGAUUAUAUUUUUGGUAUUUGAAGUGGGAAAGUUUAGGAUUUAAAUAAUUUGGUCAACUAUAUUUGAAUAAUGCAACAUAUAGGAUUUAUGGUGCAAUCAUUUGUAAGCAAAACUUCUGUUUGGAAGUGACGACUGGUAAAAACAAUGAUAUUAACAGAUAUGUAUCUUUAUAAAUAAAGUAGACUUUAGUAUCUCCACAGGCGUCCACGUCAUCAGGUUUAUGAGGGCAAAAGAUGCCACGUGUCCCUUAUAAAAACACAACGAGCGUAUGUUUUCGUUACGUUCAUUGGAUUGGGGUUUUAUCUCAUAUAUGUUGCUGCUGGCCCAUUCGUAUGUUUUAUUGGCUUUUUAUUAAACUUUUUUUUUCAGCCCAAUUAAGAGUUAGGUUUCUCAUCGUCUUUCUACCUUCUUCUUCUAUGUCAAUUUUCUCAGAAAGUGAAGCUUCCAUCGACGAACCGUUGCGCCUCCACCUUCCACUAAAAUACCCUUAAAUCCGAGCUUUAAAGCGAUUAUCCCACUACUCACAAUUUAAAGCAUUCAAUCGACCUCUUUGCAUUCCAAACUAAUUAACUAAAGCUGCAAGUAUAAAUAUCACACCUUGCACCGAUGAACAGCACAACUUCAACGAGAUCGAGAAGAACAGUUUGUCUGAAAUAUUGAUUCCGACAAUGGCCAAUUCCUUCACCCUCUUUGCGGAUGUGAAAGCCUGGCGCUGCCCCAACACUUUUGAGGUUCGUUUGCUGCAUUUUUUGGGAGGCGAGGAACACGUUAGGAAAGUCAGUGAACUCAUGAGUCUUGACAUGGUACGAUGAGCAGGUAAGCACCUCUGUUUUCGAUUGAACCUGGCGGCGAUAACAUCCAUUCAGAUUGUCUGAUCAUGUAAUUGGCUCCUUUCCAACAAUCAACUGUUAUUCAAGGUUCUGUAAGUGUGAACGUGUAUCCAGUUUCAGUCAACAAACAACUUCGUGGUAUGUGUCUUUAGUUUGAGUACUGUUUUUGUUUUUUUUUGUGAUAGCAUGUGUUAACUUAAUCCCAUUAAAUCAUUUCUCAUAUAUAAUUGGUGUGCUAAGUUCAAUCGGGAGCACAAUCACCGACAGUAUAUCCGGGUCCAGUGUGUAAUGCUAACUCUGCGUCUAAAAAGGUACCUUGAAUUGUUUAACCUCCAUUUGUUACAAUAGAUACUCUAAUGUAUACUUGCGACUCUAAAACUUUGGUUUUUGUUUUUUUUUCGCAGGGAUGUAAAUGUUCGUGUUAGUAUGUUUGACUAUUUGGCUCUUGCAUUUCAUAAAAAAAUGAUAGCUACAGGAAAGAGCUUAAAAUUGUGCUUGCCACCAACAUUAAUCCUAAGAUAGUUGGGGGUAAGAGACAAUCUUUUUUCACUGUAGUUGCAUUUUAACAUAGGUUCAACAAAUCUAUACAAUAGAGUGUUUGUUUUGAACUGACAUUCUCUUAAAAAAAAACCAUAUGCGAUGUCAGGCCGGUUAGUUCUGAAGGCCACUUCUGGCACACAUAUCUACUUUGAUUCUGAGACAGCUGCAGGAAAAGAAGAAUUUGACAAGUAAGUCCCCUCAUUCUGAUUAGAUAAUCGCAACUUUGGUCUUGUCCUGAUGAAUGGAAUUUCUACUUUGUUCACUGUUUUUCAAGCUCAGCCCAUUGCAGAUUGACAGGCGAUGGAACAGACCAGACAGCGUCUUCAUUAAAGCUGGUUCAUGCCCAAAAAAUUGAACCUCUAACCGUUGCUGGGCUUAGCCAAUAGGUUAUUACUGUUGAUCCUCAGGUGAAGUUUGGUCGAUUUAAAUUUAAUAUUGUUUGAGAUUAUUCUUCUUUUUUGUCUGCUUCUUCUGCACUUUACAGAUAAUUGAGUUUCUUUGCACAGCUAAAGUGACUGGAUGUUCAAAGAAACUUGUCCAAGAGAUAUAUUCCUUCAAAUGUGUCGCAUGUGAUGAAACUAAUGUUGUGGUUGCACUCAAGUAAGAAAAGAGGUGUUGAUGCUCAGGUAGACACUGAACUGCCUCGGUCCCUUGCUGAGAUUGUUGGGAAUACAUACACCUUCCAGCUCAAGUUAAAGGACUUCAAUUUUACUUCAAAGCACCAAACCUUCACCAUUUCUGGCGUCUUUCCUUCGAGAGAGCUUGCACCUGCGCCAGCCUUUGUUGUGAAUGUUGGUCUCUUUUCUUAAUGUGAAUCUGCUGCUAUCUGUAUAUAAUCUAUGUGUUUGUUACCUUAUUAAUAGGAAGGUGCGCAGGUCCCUGAAGCAUCGCAGCCUGAAGUUGUGACAACGGGAUCUGAUGUCAAAGUUGAUAACACUUGCUCUGUUAGAGGUGCCAUCUACAUUGGAUGGUUCACUUGCCGGACAUACAGCAUCAGCCAGUGAGCAAGUCGCUUUGGAAGAGAAUGCACCGAAGAAACCACGUUUGGAAUGAGUCUACUAUGAGAAACAACCACGUCUUCUCUUUAUCAAAUAAUUGCUUUUGUAUCUUUCAAUUUCCUUUGAAUCAAUUUCCCUUUUUAUAAUACUCAAUGUGGUGGUUGUUUUAAUUAGUAAUAAGUCAUAUUUUCAAUUUUCUUUA
Molecule: messenger RNA, 7236 nt
Organism: Brassica rapa (field mustard)
Lineage: Eukaryota; Viridiplantae; Streptophyta; Magnoliopsida; Brassicales; Brassicaceae
Product: probable pre-mRNA-splicing factor ATP-dependent RNA helicase DEAH5
Biological process (GO): spliceosomal complex disassembly
Cellular component (GO): intracellular anatomical structure; catalytic step 2 spliceosome
Molecular function (GO): helicase activity; RNA binding
Source: RefSeq, a predicted model, not a curated record